ACACCUACCUGCCUACCUACUACUGUAUUGCAGAUCCAUAAUUACUAUCUGUGAUUGUGCAGAUCAAUUCUCCUCUGCCCCACACCUGCCAGACGAUCGCCCGGAAUAUCAACAUCGUAGCACUGCGCAUCGCAACGCAUCCAUAUAUCCAUCAUCUACCAUCCAUCAUUGCGCCGCAGCCCCUCCAAGGCUUCAUCAAGGCUUGUACCUGGGAAGUAUUGGACAUAUAUCUACUCCCCAUGUAAAUACGAACCCCCCACGAUGUCCCCAACACAGCUCUCAGCCUGCCAACCGUCACCCAAACGGAAACGCGAUGCGCCGCUGCUCGUUCCCUAUCUCAAUACCACCCUCCGCCGUGCCUCUACGCCACCAGUAGACUUACCAACCUCCCCCGAUGCCGAUAGCCCUAGGAACGCUGUCGCGGAGCAGUUACAGGGUAUGAGUAUUGAAGCAAUACCAAUGCCCCCGCUUACUCCCACCGAUGACGCCGUGCGCAAGAAACCCAAACUUCAUUUUACCAAUGACUUUUCGAUGCCAACACCAUCGGAUUCGCACCAUCUUCCAAAGAAAAAUAACAAUAAUCAAGUCAUCCACUCCGAUCACAAUGUGACGUUGUCGCGAGACACCACGCAGACAUGUAAUGUUCAGUCGGACUCGUUAGGCAAAUCGUACAACAACGGCUCCACACCUUGCAAGGUGCACAACUCGGGGUUAGCUGUUACUGCGGAACAAAGCAAUCUACGCGAGCCAUCGCCAUCACCUUCCCCUACAUCCCUCACAUGGCAAGACAGCGAAAUUACUGGCCAUUUAGCAGACCCCUCGACUGAUCUAGACGACGACGGCACUGGAUUGAACGGAGUAGGAUUCCGUCCCACGCCCGCACUGGCCUACCAGCGAGCUCAAAGGCGAAAACAACAAUUGCAAGAUUGGAAAAGCCGGGAAGCCCGAGAGGCAAGGGCCAAGAGAAACGAAAGGAGGCGAAAGGGCAUUGCUGGUUCGGCCAUUAAUUCAGAAGAGGGGAUGGUGGAGAGAGACAGUGCGGUACCGGGUACUGCUGUCCCUCGUGCAGUACGAUUUGCCAUAUGA
Aaosphaeria arxii CBS 175.79 is the source of this 1086-nucleotide messenger RNA. RefSeq lists its product as uncharacterized. NCBI's taxonomy places the organism in Eukaryota, Fungi, Ascomycota, Dothideomycetes, Pleosporales. The transcript has a single exon. The coding region runs from base 262 to 1086 and encodes 274 amino acids. The record is from RefSeq and is a predicted model, not a curated record.